Messenger RNA from Sclerotinia trifoliorum, 2628 nucleotides. NCBI's taxonomy places the organism in Eukaryota, Fungi, Ascomycota, Leotiomycetes, Helotiales, Sclerotiniaceae. The record is from the annotation of a GenBank genome assembly.
GAUGACAACCUGGGAUAGCUCCAAGGUACAGAAGCGAUAAGGGAAGCGACGUCCGAUUAACGGUCAUGUGAUUUUGUGGCGUUUACGUAUUUCGACGUUUUGAACGGUGAGGAAUGUUUUUUGACUCGUUGAAAAUACGUUUUCGCUUUCAUCUGAAACUGUAUGUUUGCACUGUCAUAUUUGCAGUAUUAUAUUUGGUAUGAAUCAUUGAUUGCGAUUUCUUGGAGCAAUUCACACACGACUCAGGAUAUCAACUUGCGAUUGUAUACCUCUACCGAGACAUCGCAUAUGACUUUACGUUGACCGCGAGUUGGAACAAUCACCUCACACAACAAGUGCCUUCCAAAACAAACUAUUACAUCAUAUAACCUUUUUUUCAAACAGAAAGCUGUGCCGUAUUAUACCAAAUGAAGCCUUGCAAUAUAUCGUGAUGGGACAGCUCGGCGACCUAUCGCCUGGGGGAAGUGUGGCUGUAAGUCAAUGUCUCCCGUCCUCGAAAUAGUUCUAUGAUUCGUCGUACAGAUCUCUAACUACCAGUUCUAUAUAUCGACAGGUUGGAAUAUUAGUAGGGCUCAUAUCCACGAGCGUUCAAAGCCUCGGCUUGACUCUUCAACGCAAAUCACAUAUUUUAGAGGACGAGAAAGGGGCACAUCAUAUUCGAAGACCACCGUAUAGAAGGAGGAGAUGGCAGUUGGGCAUGGGCAUGUUUAUUAUAUCGAACCUUGUGGGUAGUACGAUCCAAAUAACAACUUUACCUCUUCCUGUAUUGUCAACUCUACAAGCUUCGGGUCUGGUCUUCAAUUCCAUCUGCGCCACUUUGAUAUUGGGGGAACCAUUUACAAGAUGGUCUUUGGGAGGGACAUUAUUGGUUUCGACAGGGGCGAUACUGAUUGCCAUAUUUGGUGCUAUUCCGGAGCCGGCUCAUACGCUUGAUCAACUGCUAUUACUUCUCGGACGACGGACCUUUCUUAUUUGGAUGAUAAUGCAAGCAUUGUUAGUUGCAGGAAUAGUCGUUCUUGCAUGGUUUCUAGGAAGGGUUCCAAAGAUUUCUGCAAGUCCUCGAAUCCGACUCCUCAGAGGAUUGGCAUAUGGGUGUAUCAGUGGAGUUUUGUCAGCCCAUUCAUUACUGGUAGCCAAAUCAGCAGUUGAGCUUCUGGUACGGACGAUCAUCGAUCGACACAACCAAUUCGAUCGGUGGCAAUCAUGGGCUAUUGUUUUUAGUCUCGUUUUCCUAGCCCUCACGCAACUAUACUUCUUACAUCGCGGUCUCAAAUUAGUAUCCACCAGUGUCCUUUAUCCACUUGUAUUUUGCGUCUACAACAUUAUAGCCAUCUUGGAUGGCCUCAUAUACUUCAAGCAAACCGAUCGAUUGUCAACUUUCCAUGCAGGUCUCAUUGCCCUCGGAACAGCAAUAUUACUCUCGGGCGUCCUGGCCCUCUCCUGGCGUCUCAACGAAGAACAAACUCAACCAGCCGUAGCCCAAAGUGCGCUAGCCCCCGGCUUGGGCUUAGUUGAAGAUACUGACAACGAUUCCUCAGAAUCCUAUGUCGCUGAUGAAGAAGCAGCCAUCGGGGCCGAGGAUCAAGCCCUUCUAAAUGGCGAACCCAUGACCCCUACCACCAAACUCGAUACAAUUAUCGGAGCUACAAGGCAUGUUAGAAAAGCAGUCCGCCUCUCAGAAGUGGAUGAGAUUUGGGGAGAAUUAGAAGAUGAUGAUGCGAUUUCUUCGCCUACGAGAGCAAAUAGACCAAGACCAGAUUCAGCAUCUACAUUCCCGAGAUCGUCAAUAUACGACGAAGAAGCGGGCUCCCCAUUUCCGGAUGAAAAUACAUCACUUCUCCACCGCCAAGUAUCACUAUCCCGUCGACGUCGGAGACGCUCAACAGGUUUCCCAGGCUUCACAGCCCGUCCUACACCUCGUAAACGUCGCUCCACGAGAUCAGAACUUCGAGAUGCAACAGGCGGCUGGUGGAAAAUGAGGUGGUGGAGGGAUAGAGAUAGAGAUUAUGAAGGGGAUAAUGGAAAAGGACCUGGUCCUCCUUAUGCAGGUGAUGGAAGUUCAGGUACAGGAUUGGGUAUUGGAGGUAUAGGAGGAUCCGACGCUGGUCCAUCUGAUAUGAGUACUUAGUAACACCUAUUAUAUACAAAUACUGCAUUUCCUACAUUUUCGGUUUUGAAAUUUCCUACCUAACCUCCUAAGCUGUUGGGAUUGGUACAUAAGAGAGAUUGUUUUUAUAUGGUUUUUAUUAUACAUUGAUUAAAUUCAUGGUUUUAUUUCUUGUUCUUGCUCCUGUCUGUUCCUUUCUUUUGUUGAACUUGUUUGUUUAUUAGCAUGCGAGGCGUUUAGAGGAUGUAUAUCACAUCGCAUCGCAUAUUGUAUAUUGCACAUCUGAGAGUAUUAGCAUGGAUGAUUAUAUAAGAAUGAACGAAUUGAAAUCGAGAAUAGAAUGAGAAAGGAAAGAUUAUAAUUGUGAUUGUGAUUUAAAAUCUUGAAUAUUUAAAUGUUAAAGUAAGGAAAGAGUAAAGAAAGAGUAGAAAAAAAUAUAUAUAUAAUAAAGAUUCUAUUUAUUUAUUAAAUCAAAUCAAAUCCGUUCAAAUUUAUUUAAAUUAAAAUUAUAAAAAUUUUUA